Messenger RNA from Alternaria arborescens, 1770 nucleotides. RefSeq lists its product as hypothetical. Gene Ontology annotation, molecular function: oxidoreductase activity; copper ion binding. Lineage: Eukaryota; Fungi; Ascomycota; Dothideomycetes; Pleosporales; Pleosporaceae. The record is from RefSeq and is a predicted model, not a curated record. The transcript is spliced from 2 exons. Bases 1 to 1770 code for a protein of 589 amino acids.
AUGUUCAUUUUUUUGCUGUCCUUCAUAUCGUACGGUCUCCUAUCAUGCGCAUCACAACACGUUCACGAUCAAUCGUUCACGCCUACUUAUGUGCUUCGGGCUACGGCCCAGAACAUAACCAUCGACUGCGAAUCACGUUAUUCCGUUGUGAUCAAUGGCACCGACCCAGGACCGACACUUCGCUUGCGAGAAGGCACCACCCAUUGGAUAAGGGUCUUCAAUGAUAUUCAUGACCAAAAUUUUACCAUACAUUGGCAUGGAUUGUCUCAGCGCACCGCUCCGUUCUCAGAUGGCACUCCUCAAGUUGCACAAUGGCCAAUUGCUCCUGGUCGUUACUUCGAUUACGAAAUAAGACCAGAGAUUGGAGAUGCCGGCACCUACUUUUACCAUUCUCAUGUUGGUUACCAGGCCAUUUCAGCACAUGGAGCGUUGAUCGUUGAGGACUAUGAAAAACCUCCUUACGAUUACGUGAAAGAUUUUACGCUGCUGAUGGGAGACUACUACAACCAUACAGAUGAAGAAAUCGUUUCCGGUCUCGAGGCUGAUCCUUUUGAUGGAGCUGGACCGGUUCAUGCCAUUGUUAUCAAUGGACAGACAGGAAAUACCGGACUCGCGCAUGCGAAGGACAGUUCAUGUGCUCCACUUGUGAUCAAGGUAUCGCCCAGCAAGACAUACCGACUAAGGUUCAUUGGAGGCGGCGCAAAAACGAUUGUGACGCUCGGUAUCGAAGAGCACACGGACCUCGAAGUCAUCGAGGCUGAUGGCGCAUACACAAAGAUGGUUACUACUGAUCAUGUGAAUGUUGCUCCAGGGCAAAGGUUCAGUGUAUUACUCCAUACCAUGUCAGAGGCCGAACUGCGAGCUACUAACCGGUCCACGUUCUGGAUUAGUUUCGAAAAUCGAGAGCGACGCCAAGAUUGGUUUGGUUACGCCCUUCUGCAGUACGAAUCCUCGAACGAAGUACUACCACAGGAGCUCCCAGUCAAGUCACCUGUGACUUUGCCAGAGACAGUCUACGAUUGGAUGGAGUAUGCUCUUGAGCCCCUGGAUCAUUCCCAACAAGAUGAGUUUCCCCGCAUUUCUACACGGACUCUACACAUUCGUGUUGCACAAACGGGGCUUUGGGACGGGAAAAAGUUCACAACUGCUUCUCACUGGGCAAUGAACAAUGUUUCCUGGACUGAGGAUAUCCCACGGUCCCCUUACAUGAUUGAUAUUUACAAGAAGGGUGAAGCAGCGAUACCCAAUUACGAAGCUGCGUUGUCAAACGGCGGCUGGGAUCCCGCAAAUCAACUGUUUGUAGCGAAGAUUGGUGAGAUCAUUGACAUUAUCUGGGACAACAGCAACAGUCCUGCUACGCAAUACCAUACACAUCCCCUCCACGUUCACGGUGGGCAUGUCUGGGAUAUCGGCAGCGGGAACGGAACCUACGAUCCUAUAGCCAACAAUAAGAAGUUGGAGGGCUUCACACCUGCGAAGCGCGAUACAACCCUUCUGUAUCGUUAUUCUUUCGACGGCGUUGCAAACAGUACGGUUGGUUGGAGAGGAUGGAGACUUAAGGUCGAGGACGCUGGAGUGUGGCUAAUGCAUUGCCAUAGCUUACAGCACAUGGUUAUGGGGAUGCAAACCGUUUGGGUGAUGGGUAAUGCCUCUGAGAUAACCGGGUCUUACCCACAGCCAUACAUAUCUGGUUAUCUUGACUACGGAGGCUCGGCAUACGGAAAUGCUACGUACGAUCCUCUUGUCACACACUUCUUUCCCCAGGAUUGA